Coffea arabica (coffee) is the source of this 1227-nucleotide messenger RNA. RefSeq lists its product as uncharacterized. Gene Ontology annotation, molecular function: DNA binding; protein dimerization activity. The record is from RefSeq and is a predicted model, not a curated record. Lineage: Eukaryota; Viridiplantae; Streptophyta; Magnoliopsida; Gentianales; Rubiaceae.
AUGGUGGCCAGCACUAACCUAGAGCACAAUUCCAUGAUGAACGAAGACAAGCAGGCCACCAAGGCCGAAAGCUCGUGUUCCAAGAAAACGAAGCAUGGCACCAAAGUUGAAAGCUUGUCUUGCAAGAAAAGAAAAGAGUGUAUUAAGAAGAAGACAAUGGAACUAUCUGUGUUGUGUGGUAUCAAGGCUUGCAUCGUUGUUGUUGGACCAAGUGGGCAGGUUGAGACUUGGCCUAGAAACCCUGAUGAUGUGCGACAAAUCAUAGCCAUGUACAAAGAUUUGGCUGCCAAGAAAGGCUGCCAGAUCAAGAGGUUCUCUGAAUCAAGUGUCAAGGUUGGAAAGGCUGUUGAUAAUGCGGCAGAAAAGGCUAAGAUUGAUGAAGAUUUUGGUUCCAACAACGGCUGCAGAAAACAAGAGGAGAAGGGGGAAAAUAGUUCAUCAAAGGCCUUUGCUGAAGAUAUUGUAAAAGUGAUUAAUUCAAAGCUUGAAUCUUUGGAGAAGAAAAAGGGUUUCUUGAGUGAAAAUAAGGGUAAAGAAGUUGCUUAUUUUUAUGGUGAAGAAGAAACACUGCACGAGAAGUAUUUUACUGAAUUAUGGAACGUGCCGGAGGUGGGAGAAGCAUCAGAUUCCCAAGGCACUGGAAAACCCCAAUUAGGUGCAGCACCAGAACAGAGUGCCCCCUCUUUGGAAACGAUGUUCAAACAAAAUUUGUUUGAAAACCCACAAAUAUUUGGUGAUUCUUCAGACAAUUCUGAGAUGGGAUUAUUGGGAGGAGCAUCAGCUAAUCAGGAGAUUGUCCAACAUGUUCCUAUGCAGUUCAACUUCAACAGUUCUAAUAAUUUUGACGGUGGAAUCAAUUUAUCCAACUUAGGAAUCCAUAAUGUUCAAUUUCCCAACGUUCAAUUCCCUCAUCAAUUUCCCUGGUUUGACAGCAGUAAUUAUCAAACUGGAAUGUUGAGCGUGAUGCCUCAAUUGCAAGUCAUGAAUUUCCCUCAAUUACCAUUGAUUCAGGGCAUGAAUUUAUCUGGAUUACCAUUGAUGCAAGGCAUGAAUUUCUCUGCAGGACCAUCGAUGCAAUCCACUACGCUUGCGCCUCACCGGUUUGAUGAAGGCAGUCUGCCUCAGUUGUGUCCACUGCCACUGCAAGCUUUUGGACCUGAAUACCAUUCACCGCAGCCCUUAACUUACAACCCUUCUUCUUCCUCUUGGCAGCAAUAUCAAUUUUAA